This is a messenger RNA of Symbiodinium necroappetens, 525 nucleotides long. The record is from the annotation of a GenBank genome assembly. Lineage: Eukaryota; Dinophyceae; Suessiales; Symbiodiniaceae.
GAGCGGCUCUUGGGAGAUGCAGCCAAGAACCAGGUGGCCAGCAAUCCGACCAACACUGUCUUCGAUGCUAAGCGUUUGAUCGGAAGGCGCUUCGAUGAUCCGAUCGUGCAGGCCGACCUAAAGCUCUGGCCUUUCAGAGUGGUCUCCGACGGCACGAAGGACGACAAGCCGCUGAUAGAAGUGCUUUACCAGAACGUCGUGAAGAAGUUUCAUCCAGAAGAGAUUAGCUCUAUGAUCCUCACGAAAAUGAAGACGACGGCUGAGGCAUACCUUGGACAUCGCGUCAAGGAUGCGGUGAUCACAGUCCCAGCGUACUUCAAUGACGCCCAGCGCCAAGCAACGAAGGAUGCAGGCGAGAUCGCAGGCAUGCGGGUCUUAAGAAUCGUGAACGAGCCGACAGCUGCAGCCAUCGCGUAUGGUUUGGACAAGGACUCGGCCGAAGGAAAGAAGCCGGACAAGGAGACGAACAUACUUGUGUUCGACAUGGGCGGCGGUACCUUCGAUGUGUCUGUUCUUGCCAUCCAG